Messenger RNA from Cavia porcellus (domestic guinea pig), 4765 nucleotides. It is a transcript of the gene Cpt1a, whose product is annotated as carnitine palmitoyltransferase 1A. NCBI's taxonomy places the organism in Eukaryota, Metazoa, Chordata, Mammalia, Rodentia, Caviidae. Gene Ontology annotation, molecular function: carnitine O-palmitoyltransferase activity. Bases 320 to 2638 code for a protein of 772 amino acids. Gene Ontology annotation, cellular component: mitochondrion. Gene Ontology annotation, biological process: carnitine metabolic process; fatty acid metabolic process. The transcript has 19 exons. The record is from RefSeq and is a predicted model, not a curated record.
CGGGGCGCGGAAGCUGCAGUUGUGGUUCCAGGACGCGCUCCAAGCGCGCGGUUGAAAGGGCUGCCCUGGGUCGUAAGGGCGACGAGAGGGUGGCGACCGGCGUUGAGAAGUGGAAAAAGUGGAAACGGCUCAGCCCAAGGCUGCUUCUGCACUUUGUCGUUUGCAUUUUUGGAGGAGGAAGAACUGUUUGCACUUUUAGAGGGAGGGUAGAACUGUUUAGUCACAGCUGUUAUUAUUAGCAGGCCGGAGUGCUGCGGCUGGUGGAAGACCAAAGUUGAAUUCCUGAAUUGGUGCUUUAAGAAUAAGGUAACCGCGUGAGAUGGCAGAAGCUCACCAAGCUGUGGCCUUUCAGUUCACCGUCACUCCAGACGGGAUCGAUCUCCAGCUGAGCCAUGAAGCCCUGAAACAGAUCUGUCUCUCUGGCCUGCACUCCUGGAAAAAGAAGUUCAUCCGAUUCAAGAAUGGGAUCAUCACUGGCGUGUUCCCGGCCAGUCCUUCCAGCUGGUUCAUCGUGGUGGUGGGUGUGAUGUCAUCCAUGUACACCAAGGUGGACCCUUCCUUGGGGAUGAUCGCGAGGAUCAGCCGGGCCCUUGACAACACCGGCUACAUGUCCACCCAGACGAAGGAUGUGGUCAGCUGCUUCCUGUUCGGCACGGGCCUGUGGGUGGCGCUCAUCUUCACUAUGCGCUACUCCUUGAGGGUGCUUCUGUCCUACCACGGCUGGCUGUUUGAGGAACACGGCAAGAUGAGCCGCAGCACCAAGAUCUGGAUGGCCAUGGUCAGGAUCUUUUCAGGUCGGAAACCCAUGCUGUACAGCUUCCAGACCUCCCUGCCCCGCCUGCCUGUGCCAGCGGUCAAAGACACCGUGAACAGGUAUCUGGAAUCAGUGAAGCCGCUCAUGAAGGAGGAGGAAUUUAAGCGGAUGACAGUGCUUGCCCAGGAUUUUGCUGUUACUCUUGGACCAAGACUUCAGUGGUAUUUGAAGUUAAAGUCCUGGUGGGCCACAAAUUAUGUGAGCGACUGGUGGGAGGAGUACAUCUACCUCCGGGGCCGCGGGCCACUGAUGGUAAACAGCAACUACUAUGCUAUGGAGCUGCUGUAUGUCACCCCGACUCCCAUCCAGGCCGCAAGAGCAGGCAACACCAUCCACUCCAUCAUGCUGUACAGACGCAAGCUGGACCGGGAGGAAAUUCAGCCGACCCGUCUUGCUUCUACGAUUCCCCUCUGCUCGGCGCAGUGGGAGCGGCUGUUUAACACCUGCCGGAUCCCGGGGGAGGAGACAGACACCAUCCAGCACCUCAAGGACAGCCGGCACAUCGUGGUGUACCACAGGGGCCGCUUCUUCAAGGUUUGGCUCUAUCACAAUGGGCGGCUCCUGAAGCCCCGCGAGCUGGAGCAGCAGAUACAGUGGAUCCUGGAUCACCCGUCGGAGCCUCAGCCCGGGGAGGCCAAGCUGGCCGCCCUCACCGCCGGAGACAGAAUACCCUGGGCCAAAUGUCGCAAGACCUACUUUGCACGUGGAAAAAAUAAGCAGUCUCUAGAUGCCGUGGAAAAAGCAGCAUUCUUCGUGACACUAGACGAAACCGAGCAGGGAUACAGAACGGAAGACCCAGAAGCGUCCUUGGACAGCUAUGCCAAGUCCCUCCUGCACGGCCAGUGUUACGACAGGUGGUUUGACAAGUCCCUCACGUAUAUCGUCUUCAAGAACGGCAAGAUAGGGAUGAAUGCAGAGCACUCCUGGGCAGACGCCCCCAUCGUGGCCCACCUGUGGGAGUAUAUCAUGGCCACGGACUGGUUUCAGCUGGGCUACGAGGAGGACGGCCACUGUAAAGGGAGCACCAACCCCAGCCUCCCCUGCCCCACCAGGCUGCAGUGGGACAUCCCAGAAGCAUGCCAGGAGGUGAUACAGGCCUCCCUGAACACUGCGACCCUUCUGGCAGACAAUGUGGACAUGAACUCUUUCCCCUUCCACACCUUCGGGAAAGGACUCAUCAAGAAGUGCCGCACCAGCCCAGAUGCGUUCAUCCAGCUCGCCCUGCAACUGGCCCACUACAAGGAUAUGGGCAAGUUCUGCCUCACAUACGAGGCCUCCAUGACGCGACUCUUCCGAGAGGGGAGGACCGAGACUGUGCGCUCCUGCACCUCAGAGUCCUGCAAGUUCGUCCUGGCCAUGGUGGACCCCACUCAGACGGCGGAGCAGAAGCUCAGGUUGUUUAAGGCAGCGUGUGAGAAGCAUCAGCACAUGUACCGCCUGGCCAUGACCGGCGCUGGCAUCGACCGCCACCUCUUCUGCCUCUAUGUGGUCUCCAAGUACCUUGCCGUGGAGUCCCCUUUCCUGAAAGAGGUUUUAUCAGAGCCUUGGCGAUUGUCUACAAGCCAGACCCCACAGCAGCAGGUAGAGCUCUUUGACUUCUCCAAGUACCCAAACUACGUGUCUGGCGGAGGGGGCUUUGGACCGGUUGCUGAUGAUGGCUAUGGUGUGUCUUACAUCCUUAUCGGAGAGCACUUCAUCCACUUCCACAUUUCUUCCAAAUUCUCCAGCCCCGAAACAGAUUCUCACCGCUUUGGGAAGCACCUGAGAGAAGCCAUGGGCGACAUCAUUGCCUUGUUUGGGCUCACAGAGAAUUCCAGAAAGUAAUUGACCUGGCGCCACAGUGAAGGGAAAUGGACUCUUCUGAAACAAACCAAAUGAAGAAUAGGUAUCAAUCCUGGGUGUCGUUCAGGAUGAAAGUUGCCCUUAGAAAAGUCGCAAGUUUUCCUUCCAGCAAGAUCUCGUUGUUUCUGUCUCCCUGGAGCUGUUGGUACACUGUGAAAGGCGACCCUGCUACUUCUGGGUUGGCCCUGGACUUAGCACCCCCUAUUGUACUUCUUAAGGGAUUAGAGUAUUACUGGGUUAACAAAGGAAUUAGCAGGGUUGUGGCUUCACAUGUAUUGGAAAUGUAAAUGACAUGCUUCCUCCAAGAUGACCAGGUACCUGGUACUUGCCGGUCACAGCGAUGUAAGCUUGGCUUCAUGAAAAAGAAGCGCUGUUUCCAUUGGCAGUGUAACAGUUACAGCUGACACAGUGCACUAGCUGAAAAUGCUGUGCCUGGGGUUUGUCACCGGGUGUGACAGUCCUCGGUUUGGUAGCCUGUGACUGCGUCUCCAUGCUUGAAGCGGGUCGUAGACCUCAGCCUUAGAGUUCCUUAGCCUGCGUGUCUUCAAACCCAGUGCCUUAAACGUGAAGGCGGGUGGGGGAGAGGCAUAGGAAAUGUUUAUUUUGUGUCAUCUUUGUGAAGGCGGGUGGGGGAGAGGCAUAGGAAAUGUUUAUUUUGUGUCAUCUUUGUGUGGCACUGGAGUCGGGGGGUCGUUGCCCCCUUCUCAGUUCGAUGAGUGUAGCUAACCCGAAAUAACUGUUUGCUAUGGCUCCCCUUCCCUACAAGACCAUUCCCCCUGCCAGGGGUAGUGCUGCUGGGUUCCGCUCCUUGGCUUUCUGUCACUGUUAGGCAGCAAACUAGACCAGUUGUGUCAGAAAGGGGAACAAAGGACACAAUGGCCAGCUGCUACCUAUUUGGAGAUGUGGCUGAAGAAUACAAUGCUGUGCAUGCCUCAGGAUGAACGUGUCCCCUUGCUUACAAGUGAGGAGAGCCAGGCUCUGGCCACCGGGACAGCAGCGGAGUUUGAGGGAGGGCAGGUCCACCUCGCCAUGGCCUGGAGAUGGAGGUCUUCCUGGACACCAGCAGAUUUCCUUCUGAUCCCACCUGGUCAGAGAGGACUUGGUUCUCUUUCUAAAGGAGCUGGAGGUGGCUGGAAGUGGCAGGCUGGAUCCUCUGGGUGACACAGCCAAGUGUCACAGCUGAUGGGUACUAGGUGCACACAGCCUGUCCUUAGAUAGGAGUGCCUUUACCGAAAGCGCCUGAUUGACCACAAAGCAGUUAAUCAUCGUCUGUAUUUACUGUAGAUGUAAAGAUCAUGGAAUAACAUUCCCACUGCCCCUGUCUGGCCUGUUGUGACAAACUUACAUGUCCAGUUUUUAAGCUGUGUAUUUAUUUCUCUGACCACUUUGUCCUCACCGGCUUUGCCCCACUUCUGUGCUCUGGUGGAACAAAAGUGCAGGUGUGGUACAGGAGUACACACAAGGCCCUCACUAAUGAACAGAUGCAUACUUAUUUGUGUAUAUUUUGCAGUGUAAAAUUCCCACUUAAAUGGGCCAAAGAUUUUUUCCUCUUAAAAUUAAGGAAUUAAAAACAAAAGGAAAAAAACAACAGUAACAUUCCCCCCAGAUCUUCUGUGGUGUACACAGUGAGGCAGGUUUGGGGAGAAAUCACUGCCUCUGCCCAGGCAAAGUGUAACUUCUGGCCAAGAGGCAGUGGCCAGCAGCAGUUUCUAUCUGGGCCACCUGGAUCGUGAAGUAAUGACCACUGACCAGUCUAUCACCAUGCGUUCACACAUGAAUUAGUGCUCAAAGUGUUUGGGCUUCCUUCUCAGGUUUUAAAUGUUUCAAAUGUAAUUGUUGCUAAUCAGUGCAGUUAUCAAUGCAGUUUUAUAUUCUUUAAAGGAAAGAAGAGUGGGUUUUUAUUAUACAUGUCAAAAGGGGGAGGUAAGAGUAUUAUGUAUUUAAUUUAAUUUGGAACAAAUGAUAGUCUUAACUCAGCCACUGUUUGAAUUUGUUACUGUAAUCUGUCCUUGGCGUGUAAAUACCAUAUGCUCUGUGGAUGUAAGUCUUAGAAAUGCAUGAUGUGCAUGUAGGUUAUCAUUAAUAAAACAUUAAUUCCUGUCCACUACA